AUGGGCCGUUCGCGUGUUCGCUCGUUUAUAUCCAGCUUGGGGGGAUCGAAGCACAAUGAUUCUGCUAAAGAAAGCAAAAAGUUGGCGAAGAACGUUACGCCAGUGGCCAACGUGACUCCGUCCGACACACCACCCCAGUGGCAAACCCCUCCCGAUACACCGUCUCCUCCGACCGAAUCAUCGUCCCCUGCGAGCUCUGGACCAAGAGUCGGAAAUGGCUCGCGACCGGCAUCCAUGAUCUUCUCACGCAACCCACCUCUUAUGCAGCAGGCGGGCGAUACACCACCGGAGUUAUCGCCAAUCUUUUCGUUCCUCAAUAUCCACACAAACAAGGUCUACCAUGAAGGAUACUUUUUAAAACUGAAUGAUCAGGAUUCUCACGGACGAAAUUCUGGUGAUCGGCAAUGGGUGGAAUGCUACGCACAGCUGGUCGGAACUGUUCUUUCACUGUGGGAUGGCGCUGCGCUGGACGCAGCAGGUGGAGAAGAGGUCCCGGCGACCUUCAUUAACUUGGCCGAUGCGUCUAUUAAGAUGAUUGAGACUCUUCCGAUCCAAAAUGGAGCCGUACAACCAUUGAAGAACGUACUCAGCCUUUCUUCCGCUGGCAAAAAUCGAUACCUCUUGCAUUUCAAUUCUUUCAACUCACUAACCCAAUGGACUGCGGCGAUUCGUCUGGCGAUGUUCGAACACACUUCUUUGUACGAAGCUUACACCGGUUCUUUGAUUGCAGCGAGAGGAAGAACUCUCAAUGGAAUCAACUCUAUCAUGGCGCCCACCAAAUUCAAGUACGAGGAUUGGGCGCGUGUACGAUUUGGAGCAGGAACCCCGUGGAGACGGUGCUGGUUUGUGAUCAGCCCACCAGACGAAAAGGAGCUCCAAAAGGCGCGGAAAGUCAUGAAGAAAUCGGCAUAUGAUCGAUUGACAAUGCCUGUUACCGGAAACAUCAAGUUUUACGAGACGAAGAAGACGAAAAAGGUGAUUCCCAUUGCAACGGUUACCCAGGUUUACUCGGCACAUGCGAUUUAUCCACAAUCCAAGGCACUAAUUGAUGCAUCCACCCUGGUGAAGUUGGAAGGAUGGAUUACCACGCAUUCGCCGGAUUCUUCCUCAGAGGGUCUUGUUUUUGUCAUGCCUGAGCCACAUGCCGCGGUUUCUGGAUUGGAGAUGAUGCUGCGCUUCCUUUUCCCGACAUUCGAUACUUUCAAUCUCUAUGGCCGUCCUACUCGCCUAGUGGCAGACACUAAUCACAUUAAGAGUAUCAUGUUUGCCUUCCCCAAGGAGCGACGCUACGGUUAUCUUGAUGUGCUUGACAUUGCCAGUCUUCUUCAAACCCCGGGAAGCCAAGAAUGGAGCGAAGCUCAGUGGAGGAAACAGCUCAAAGAGGCAACACAGCGCCGAAUUUCAUCUGGCAGGAGCCGAACCAACAGUGUCAACAGCACGAGACCUCGUUAUCGCUCAAUGUCUGGCCGAACCAGUGAUAUCCCUAUGGACUCUACUCGCCGCCAGUUUGCGGGUCUCGAGAACAAGCCUGAAUUCAACAAUUCUACUGAGGCUAUUAUUCAUGAAGUCCCCCAAAACGAGGGCUCACCCGUUGUGUAUCACAACCGCGUGGUUUCUGAUACCACGGGCUUUAACACUGGCUCUCGGCCAGGCCGGGGGUCUUUACCUGAGAGCUCACCUGACUCAUCUUCUCAAGAUCUGAUGCACCGUGGCGUUCCAGCGGUCGCGCCUAUCGCUGAGAGUACCAGCUCCGGGAGCGACCCAAAUCUCGACCGUCCCCGUGGCCCGCCAGUCGAAGAACAGCUCCCUCCACGCACCCCACCGGCUCCUGUUGAAAAUCCACCCGCAUUUUCGCAUGGACCCAAAGAGAUGCCCAUUAACCGACCAGAGGCUUCUUCGGAGCAGAGGUUGGCAAACAACCGGAUGUCUCACGCAACACUUUCGCAACUCACAUCAGUCGGAACGAUGGGACUGAGCGCGGCAGCCGCCGGUGCUGCAUGGAAAAGCCACCAGGCACAGACUACGAACAACCAACAGCCCCAGGACAGGGGCUUCGACAGGGUCUAUACUCCUGGCCCCGUUGUGUCCACAAACUCUCUUGUAGCUUCAUCAAGUGACGAGGGCUUAGGCCUUGCAUUCCCUGUUCAACCUCCCUCAGUUCCGGAGCAUCGCCCGAACACACCCAGUACUACUGGCAGUCCACAGCGGGUUUCCCCCCAGAGAUAUUCCCCUCAACGGAUGCAGAUUGACUCCAACAAAUCCGUGCGACGCAAGCCACUCCCCCAGAAAACCCUUUUCGUGACAGAGCCACAGUCACCAAGCGAACCGAGUUUCGAGGAUCUUCGCCAUACCCUUGAUGAAGAUGCGUUGAAUAAAAUUGCCCCUCAUCUUCCAUCCCCAAUCUCAUCUACUGGGAAAAGAAACGGGAAUGAGGACGAGAGCAUUUAUGAUGAUGCAUCGACGGUUUCGCCUGACUAUGCUAGCACCCACGGUUCUGUCUACAGCAAGAAAUCUAUUGCGUCCACCAAACCCAGAAUGGGUGUCAUGAAGACUGUGGGAGUCCCAGCUGUCAAAGAUUAUGUCAUUGGCGAUACUCAUUAUACUAUGGACAAGCCCCCAACCUCGAACCCGGAUAUUCCCACUGUUGACUUCGGCCCAACUAUGACCUAUAUGCCUACUACUGGGCGGCCAACCACAUCAGACACCCUGAGAAAACCAAUGCACCAACGCAAUGAUUCAUCGGGAACCAAAUUUUCCAUUCCUACUCAAGCAAUCGAUCAAGCGAAUGCCCGGCCUUCCACCGGGGAGGAAUUUCGACGGAGUAUGCUAUGGCAGCCUGGAAUGGCUUCCGGUCGCCCUGUUACCCCAGGUGGAGGUCUUACACCGGAACAGUUCGUGCAGCAACGGGCCGCCCCCAGUCCUCCGGUGCAUCUCCACAAUCGCACCCCUUCCAAUCCUAUGUCGGUACACCGUCCAGUAUCUGGCGACUGGACACAGUAUGCCCAUCCCAAUUCGCCCAUGGCCCCUCAGCGAGAUCCCAACUAUCGACCUUCGUCUCGUGGUGCCCAGGGUAUGCUUAACUACAACGAGGCCUCAACCAAUCUUUCCGCUCGUGAACAGGAGCAUGUUGCCCGCAUGACUGGUUCUUCAUUCUUCAAUAUGUCAAAUGACAACCGGAAACCACAGGCGCCGGUGAACCCUAUGGGCCUUGUCUCACAUAUCGAUGCUCGGGAGCGCGAGAAGCGUGAAAUGCGGGAGGGAAUGUCGAAUCAGGCGGUUCAACAGGCCAUUGCCCACCGUCAGCAACACCUGAUGAAUCUGCAACAGUAUGCGCCUCAGCAGUUCGCGCCGUCGUUCGCACCUCAGCAUAUGCAGCCCCAACAGGCUGGUUCUGUGUAUCAAUCUCAACAUGGUCGCCACGAGUCCAUGUACAACAUGCCGGCUGCCAGCCACACAUGGGAUGCCCUAAACCAGACAGCCCGCCCCGACGAACCCCGUCGAUCAUCCUGGUACGGACAGCUUGCGCAAGCUCAAACACUGCCUAGCUAUCAACAAAGCCAGCCCUAUAGCCAAGAACCGAGGUACUAUACCCACGCGAAAUAA
Messenger RNA from Penicillium hordei, 3603 nucleotides. RefSeq lists its product as uncharacterized. Lineage: Eukaryota; Fungi; Ascomycota; Eurotiomycetes; Eurotiales; Aspergillaceae. The record is from RefSeq and is a predicted model, not a curated record. The coding region runs from base 1 to 3603 and encodes 1200 amino acids. The transcript has 4 exons.